AUGGAUUCUGUUCAAUUUGAUGCUCGUUCCAACGGGAAUGAGACUGCGAGUGGCUCUUCUACGUUUUUAGAUGCUACAAAAGAUGUACAGGCUGACGAUACAGACUAUGCCUUAACAGAACUUAAACUAGAUAAAGGUGAAAAUAUCAAAUGUUUUAUACGAGGAGAACCUGCACCGGACUUGCACGAAAAGGAUUUACUUGCACGGCCAGGCUGUGGGCUGUCUAGCGAGCAGGCAUUAGAAAAAUUAAUAGGCGCGGCUAAUCGAAUCCUAUCAGAACAUCAAGAACAAUUACCCAAAAUAAAUUAUACGCGUGAAUUCUUAACUCGACCUGAUUCCUUGUUGACCAUCUUCUCCUUUCUUUUACUGAUUGCGUUUUUCGUAUAUGGAACAUUGAACAGUAGUCCAUAUCAAUUUCGAUUGAAUUCGAUACUUGUCGAAGCGGUGCUCAUUUUUGCCGCGUUGAUAUGGAACAGUAUUCUUUACGCAAGAGAGAUGCGAUUAACAAGCACCGAGAUCAGCGUUCGUGCCAAAAAUAUAUUGGAGCAAUUGAAAAAGAGUGUAGUUCGGGAUGGCUUUUUGCGAGAUUUCCCGACCUCUUUAUUGGUGGAAGGUGAUACCAUUGAAAUGAUGUACGGGGAUAGUGCACCCUGCACCAUGAAAUAUGUAGGAUCGCCAUUUGAUAAUGGUUCAUCUUCACUGGACCCUUCCUCGGAAUACAUUAUUGAAGCAAAUCAGGUGUUCAAUCCGUCGCUUUUUGGUAGUUUUUCGGACGCAGUUUUAGAACAUCAUAUCAAAAUUCGAGGCAGAUACCAGUUCAUUUCCUUGCAAACUCCUUGGGUGGAUAGUCUACGUGACGCGUUAAAGCAAAAGAGGCCAGCCACUGUAAUUCGAAAACAAGCCGAGGUGCUCGAAAAAUUUUUUCUAAGAAAAGUUAUUUCUCUUGUACUUGUCGCUGUGAUAGUAGUCAAUUUAUUGAGAUAUAUAAUAAAAGAUAUUUUGGGAAAUAAUGGGAAUGUUAAACAAGGAUUCGAGCUGUUUACUCUUCUUCCUGUGUAUGCUAUCCUACCGAUCCUUCCGAUCUCUUUUCCCACUUUGUGGCUGAUAAUCCGAUGUUUCGGGAAUGCAACUAUACUUGUCUUGUCUGAAGCGUUACAAACUUCCAAAACUGAAUAUGAAGACGAUGAAGAAGUAGACGAGUUUGAUGCGGGUGCGCCCCCGCCUACGAAGAAUAUUCACUUGAAUGGGGCCGUCGUUUUGAAUAAAUUUCUUUAUCUUCUCACCAAAUGGGAUCAAGCUUCAUUAACUCGCUCCACUAAUCUUUUCGAAUCGCUCGGUGGCACUACUGUCAUAUGUUCAAUUGAUCGGGAAGGUACUAUAUCGUCGCCAUUUCCAUCUGUCGAACACAUUCUUUUUCCUCGUCACGGAGGAGAGACCACCUUCCUCGAUGUUUCUGAAAAUCCGAAUAGACAUUUUUCUGUUCAGUUUGAAGAUCAAGAUUGGGAACAAUACUUAUCCUGCCUAAAACCGGUCGGACUUAAUUUAUUAUUAAACACCAAUUGCGGUGUAUUACAAGGUAAAAAACAUAAUGAUCAACAUCGAAAAUAUUCCAGCAUCAAUAUACACGCAAAAACCAAGCCAGCGCGUCAAGCAUGUCUAUGUAGAUUGGGAAAAGAAAUUGGAUUUACCAAUGAUGCACUUCAAGCAUUUGUACGACGUAAAGAAAUUUAUACUUUUGCACCAUGCCAUCCAUCGUUAAAAGGUCACAUUAGAAAUGAUCAAUGGGAAGUGCCAAGCAUGGUAUCUUCGAUAUAUGAAGAAACAGGAUUAGGUACUUAUCAAUUAUUGUCGGAUGGACAUGUCGAAAUUAUACUUGACAAUUGUUCAGAUUAUUGGGAUGGAGAAAGCCUUCAACCUAUGACUGAAGGACUAGAGAAAAAGAUCUACGAUUUUUACGAAAAUGCCAUCAUCAAUGAUAUGCAAUGUAUAGCGUAUGCAUAUCGGCCGAUCAAUGUAGAAAACAAGAUCCCUUUCCUAAAUUAUAAUUGCGUGAAUGAUCCUGCAGCAGCCACACAUAUUGUUCUACCACCAACUAGUGACGAAAAAGCGCCCGAUGAUUCAUACUUGACUGAGCACGACAUCACAUUGUCACAGUGGAUUAGAUAUAAACGCUUAAAAGCAGGGCAAUUAGAGGGAUUGCAUGAUUUUAUAUUUGAAGAAGGCCGGGAAUUUCCACAAGACCAGAUUGAGAAAUUUUAUAGGGAUGUGACAAAAGGGCAGAUUUUCUUGAGUAUGGUUACUUUAUGCCAUCAACCAAAAGUGGAUGUAUGUAAUUUUAUUGAAGAUUUGAGUGGUGCGGGUAUUCGGUUCGUCUACUUUUCACCAACUGCUGAACGAGAAAGUAAAGCAUAUGCUGAGCGAUUAGGACUGGAAACUGAUUGGAAUAGUUGUAUAUUAUUAUCAUCUCCCGGUGACUUAAAUUCUAGUUAUCGUCAAAUGCACGAUAUCAAAGCUCGCCUUCCCGUCGGAAUUCAAAACAUAAGAAAUCACUUGGAAGAGGUAGACGAUAUUCCAUUACACGUGUCUUUAUUCGCAGAAUGCACACCAGACUCUACAUACGAGAUGAUUAAGAUCUUUCAAGAGUAUGGAGAGGUAGUCUGUUGUCUUGGCAGUGCCUUAAAAUCUAGCAAUGCUCGCAUUUUUGCAUUGGCAGAUGUGGGUAUUGCUAUGGAGCCAACCCAUACUCAAGCUCAAACACAUAAUGGAUUGUGUUGCCUCCAGGGCGAUAAAGGACAAUUACCUUUGGCUCUUGGCGCCUCCCUAACCACUUUACCAUGUGGACUUUUUAUGCGAUACGACACGAGCCUUUAUGCUUUGGCUGACCUCAUAAGAGAAGCAAGGCGAUUGACCAACUGUCUUAGAAUGGGCGCGGCUUUUAUGAUUGGAAGCUACUUAUCAAUAACAACACUGCUGUUCCUUUCUUGCGUUCUUUUUUUACCUCCAAUUUUCACUGGUUAUCAAAUAUUAUGGGUUCUUUGGGUGAUUUCGCCGCUUUUGGCUUUUUCUUUUUUCUUUAAUCCACAUGAAGCUGAUACGAUGACUACGAUGCCAGUGAAAAAUGUUGAUCAUCUUAGUGAUUUGGCUCGUUUUAUUGCAUACUUUUUUCUGAGAUUUUCGUUACCGAUGAUAAUGUGUUUGACGGUGUUCAUAUUAUCUUUAAGCUACUUUGAUGAUAAUGGUGCUGGUUCAUUCAUUUUUGGAUCCUUUGGCAAUGAGGUGUGGCUUAAUUGGAGCAAAAAGCAGCAAUGGGAGGUUUUAUAUGCACAGAAUUGUGCGUUGUUUAUUUUCGUGUGGUAUUUAGCCUGUUUAUCUCCAACUUUUUUACACCGUACUCUUUCAUUGAGAGAUUUCGUACCAUAUCAUAAUCAUGUCUGGUAUAACAUUACAAAUAAUCUUCACAUCAAUUUCCAUAUCCACUGGGCCACGUCUAUCGGCAUCCACGCAUUCGCUUGGUCGACUGCCAUUAUUCUUGUAUCUAAUCUCAUUGCUGUGGCCGAUAAUUUUCGUACCGGUGCAAGAGGUGGCUGGCAACAGGUAACGGAAAUCUUACGAAGGGAUUCGGGUGUAACCCAACACGUUUUUGAUAAGGCUCCCGCGCAACAUAAACUCUCGAUGGCAAAGCAAAGCCAGGCAACUACAAAGCAUAGGGGAAUGCUAUCAGAUCUUUCCCAAUAUCUGCAUAAACCUGCCGGUGGCCAGGCAAAGCCAAGGGAUAUAGUAGGAUCUCAGUAA
Messenger RNA from Ambispora leptoticha, 3792 nucleotides. NCBI's taxonomy places the organism in Eukaryota, Fungi, Glomeromycota, Glomeromycetes, Archaeosporales, Ambisporaceae. The record is from the annotation of a GenBank genome assembly.